This is a messenger RNA of Columba livia (rock pigeon), 1384 nucleotides long. It is a transcript of the gene MIXL1, whose product is annotated as Mix paired-like homeobox. The record is from RefSeq and is a predicted model, not a curated record. Bases 213 to 974 code for a protein of 253 amino acids. The transcript has 2 exons. Gene Ontology annotation, biological process: regulation of transcription by RNA polymerase II; endoderm development; endoderm formation. Gene Ontology annotation, molecular function: DNA-binding transcription activator activity, RNA polymerase II-specific; RNA polymerase II cis-regulatory region sequence-specific DNA binding. NCBI's taxonomy places the organism in Eukaryota, Metazoa, Chordata, Aves, Columbiformes, Columbidae.
UCCGGGCUGAGCAAGGCAGGGGACGGCCCAAGCGGGCACCCCACCAGCAAGCCCGGGGUGCGGGGCCAGGCGGCUCGGCGGGGUGCCCGCACCUCCGCGCCCACCUUCCCCACGGGGCCGUGCCGCCUCCAUCCCAACCCCCGCCCCUGCCGAGCCCGCUCCCCGGCUAUAAAGGUGGCGGGACGGCCCAUGCCCGCUCCUCGCCCGCUGCCAUGGCCGCGCUGCGCUUCGGGGACCCCCCGGCGGAGCCGCCCGCGUUCCCCGCAGGCAGGUGGGCGGGGGCCGGCGGGCCCGGCCCGCUCCCGGCCGCCCUCAGGGCGCUACCCCAGGCGGAUUGGGGUCGGGUCGCGGGGGCGGCGGAGCCGUCGGAGGGGGCGCCGGCGGCCUCGCAGCGUCGGAAGCGGACCAGCUUCACGGCGGCGCAGCUGGAGACGCUGGAGCUGGUUUUCCAGGACACCAUGUAUCCCGACAUCUACCUCCGGGAGAAGCUGGCCGACGCCACGCAGAUCCCCGAGUCCCGCAUCCAGGUCUGGUUCCAGAACCGGCGCGCCAAGUCCCGCCGCCAGCGGGGACCGCCCCGGCCCGGCCCCGCCGCGCCGCCCGCCGCCGAGCCGCCCCCGCCCGGCUUCGCCCUGCGCGCCCCGGAGCGGCCCCGCUACGCCCUGUCCGGCCUGGCUCAGGUCGUCCAGCUCAAGGAGGAGGGCUCGGCUCCCUACGAGUGGGCGCCAGCCGCCGUCUUCCCCCCCGGGCCCGGCUUCGAGGGCUUCCCCCCCCGGCAGCCCAGCGGCGCCGAGCCCGACUCCUUCGCGGGGCCGCCGCCGCCGGCCGUGGGGAGUGCGGCCGGUCCCUACCCGCCGGCCCGCGGCUUCUGCGGGCAGUACUCGCCCGUGUCGGACGCCGAGGACACCAGCGGCUACUCUGAGUCAGGCUCGGAGUGGGAGGAGAACGCCCUCGGCGCCUUCCGAGCCCUCUGAGCGCUGCCGCGGGCGGGACGCGGCGACGUGGCAUCACCCCAAAAUGCCAAACCCAUGGCGGGGGUACACGGCUCAGGCGGGGAGCAGUCACAUCCCGUGCUACCUCACUCCUGCUCUGCGACUGUUGCACUUUAUCUGGUAGUAACUGAUUUUUACCUAUUUAUUUAAGAAAGAUACGGGUCAGCUCCAUCAGCUGAGGGCAUCUUUUUUACCCUGUAUUUAAAGAUUUCUAUGAGCAUGUUUUCUAUUCCUAUUUAACCUUCUUCAGCCAAAAAGCUAACCAAAUCCACUGUGUUUUGGGGGUGGGGGCUGGGCUUAGAGAAGUAGAGGAGUGGGGUUCUCUGUCAGGAUUUUUUUGACAGAGGAAAAAAAAAAAUAAAGGUUUAUGUUUUUGCUCUACUUGUGUGUGU